Vidua macroura (Pin-tailed whydah) is the source of this 7577-nucleotide messenger RNA. It is a transcript of the gene ESPL1, whose product is annotated as extra spindle pole bodies like 1, separase. Gene Ontology annotation, cellular component: cytoplasm; mitotic spindle; centrosome. NCBI's taxonomy places the organism in Eukaryota, Metazoa, Chordata, Aves, Passeriformes, Viduidae. The record is from RefSeq and is a predicted model, not a curated record. Gene Ontology annotation, molecular function: cysteine-type endopeptidase activity; protein binding. Gene Ontology annotation, biological process: meiotic chromosome separation; proteolysis.
CGGGGUUUGAACGGGCGCGCGGCGGGCCCCGCCCUCUGGCGGGCGGCGGAGCAGCAGCGCAGCCCCUGCAUCACACAGAAGCCCCUGAGGAGGAGCCCCCGGGAUGGCCGGGAAGGAGCAAGGGAAGGAUGGAGAGGAUGGAAGCACGGACGGCUGGGCCGGCAUCGAGGAGCGCCUGGAGAGGAUCCGGGAAAGCCUCCGGAACCCCUCUGCCCCCCACUCCCGCCGCAUCCAGGCGUGCGACCGCGCCCUGCGCGCCUGCGUGGCCGAGCUGGCCCGGCCGGGCGGGCUGGUAGCCCACGGCGCCCAGCUGCUAGCCCUGGCCCAGGAGGCCACCCAGCUGUACCUGAGCCUGGUCCCCGAGCCCCCUCACCUGUACCUGGAGAAGAUCCUGUUCCACGUGCUGCGCAACGCCGCGGGAUGGGUGGGACCCCACGCCUGGAGCGUGGCCGAGCUGCUGCGGGCGCGGCUGCGGCGCGGCCACCGCCACGGCGACUGGGCCACCGUGGCCUCCAGCGCUUUCGGGGUCCUGUGGCGAGCUGCGGCCGCUCUGGCCGGGCCGGAGCGGCCGCGGGAGGAGGGCAGGGCGGUGCUGACCGCCAGGAUCCGCGCCCUGCGCUUCCUGCUGCUGCUGGAGUCGCGGGACGGGGAGCGCCCGCCUCGCGAGCCCUUCCAGCCGCCCUUCCUCACCUCGCAGACCGCCCAGAACGCCGCGGCCGCCGCCGCUCUCUACCAGGCUCAGAGGGCCCCGUGCCCGCUCUUCCUGGCCAGGCAGCUCCGGGAAUUCCUGCUGGAUGCUCUGCGGGACGAGGCCCCGCGGCCUCCGGGCCUCCAGCACUCCCUGUGUUUCCUGGAGCUCACCCUGGAGCGCUGCCGCCACCUCUGCAAAGCCCGGCGGCACCGCGACGCUCUGGACGCCCUGGAGGAGUCCAGAACCUUCCUGGGAGCCGGGAAUUCUCUGGGAGCCGCUCUGGAGCUGCUGGGAGCCGGGAUCCAGCUCAGCCGGGCGCUGGCCAAAGGCGGGGGGCGGCGUGGGGCCGUGGCGCCGGCCUUGAGGCGGGCGGGAGCGGCGCUGGCGGCGGAAUUUUCCGGAAGGAUCCUGCGGGUGCUGCUGGAGAGCUCCCAGUUCGUGCUGGCGCAGCUCGGGGAGGUGCUCAGGAGGGGCCGGGAGCUGCCCCUCGGCCCCCAGGAGCUUCCCGGGAUUUGUGGCUUCUGCCAGGGCCACGGGCGGGCGCUGCGGCGGCUGCUGGCCCAGGUCCCUCCUGACUCCAUCCAGGAGCAGGUGAUGGUGAAGCAGCUGCUGUUCCACAGCCUCCAGCUCUUCUCCAGCGCCAUCCAUGAAAUAUUCCAGCGCUCCCAGCCCUCGGGGUGGCCGGAGCUGGCGCAGGUGACCACGAGCUGUGUCCAGAGCGUCACCUGGAUGCUGGAGGGGCUGGAGGGGCUGCCCGAGGCCGAGAGGGGCAAGUUCCUCGAUGUCACCGCUGCGGCCGCCUUCCGCCUGGGCCAGGCCUUGAAGAGCCAGAACGUUCCGGAAGCGGCCGGAGCCGUGUGCGAGCCCCUGUGCCGGGCAGUGCUGGCCGGCCACGGCUACGGCUGGCCCGGAGUCACCCCGGAGCGGCUCCACAGGUGCUUCCGGCUGCAGGUGGAGAGCUGGCGCUGCCGGGGGCGGCCCGAGCGCGCCCUGGACGCCGUGGCCCAGUGGCUGCUGGCCCUGGGGCCACACUGCCAGCACUCCCAGCCCGGCUCCCUGGUGGCCGAGCCGGUGGCGCUCUGGGCCAGGAUCAAGACGGAGGCGGCCAAACAGGGAGCGGAGGAACUGCGGCUGCGGACCCUGCGGGACGCCCUGGAGUCCCAGGCCCGAUCCCAUUCCCAGCCCCUCUCCGGGGACACCGUGCUGCUCCUGCUGCUGGCCGAGCUCCAGGCCUACAAAUCCCUGCGGGGCCCCACGGGGCCGGAGCGCUACAACGUCCUGUGCGACCUGCUGGGCCUGUGGGAUCCCGAGGGAGCCUGGGAUCCCCCGGGAUUCCGGGAUCCGGGGGGGAGCCGGGACCCCCCGGGAAUGCCGGACCCCGGCCGGAGCCUGCCCAGGGCGGUGGCGCUGCUGGAGCUGGGACAGCUCCUGUGCAGCCACAGCUUCAGCACCCACACCGACUGCUCCGCCCUGGACGCCGUGCAGGAGGCCCUGAGGCUGCUGGAGUCGCUGUCCCGGAAUUCCCAAAGCUGCAAUUCCCAAAUCCGGGAUAAGCUCCUGGACGAGCGCGCCCAGGCCCUGCUCUGGCUCCACAUCUGCACCCUCGAGGCCCUCGUGGAAAAGAGCGUGGCCCGGGAGCGGCGCGGGCGGGGCUCGGAUCAGGAUCCCGAGGGAGAGCGGCCGGAGCCGCGGGACGGGAUCCGCUGCAGCCUCAGCUCCGACAGCGCUCUGUCCAAACCCUUGGACGAAGCCUUUUCCCUGUGGAAAAAGCUGCUGGAAAAUCCUGGAAUUCCUGAGGUGCGCAGCCCGGAGCAAACCGUGAGCUCCCUGCAGCUCCUGGCCGCGCUCUACCGCCUCCAGGACAAGCCCAUCCAAGCCCUGGAGAGUUUCCUGCUGCUGCGCUCGCUGUGCCGGCGCCUCGGGGAUCCUUUGGGAACGGCCGAUUCCCUGUGCCAGCUCAGCCGGAUCCUGCUGCAGCUGCACUGCCCUGCCCAGGCCCAGUUUUUCCUGGAGGAGCUGGAAUUGUGCCUGGAGCAGGACCAGGGCCCCGAGGAUUCCCGGCUGCUGCUGCGCCACGCCCGGCUCCUGCUGCGCAGCCAGCUCUGCUGCCUCCAGGCGGAUCAGGGCGUGGCCCUGCUGCUGGAGGCCCUGAAGGAGCCCCAGGCCCAGAGGGCCACCAGGAGCUGGUACCUGGCACAGGCCCAGGGGCUGCAGCUGGUGGCCGCGUUCCUGGAGCUGCCCCCGGCGCUCCUGGAGGCGCCGCUCCGCGAGCGGAUCCGGCGGCACGGCUGGAGCAGCCCCAAGGUGGCCCUGCUGGAGGCGCAGAAGCUGCUGCGGAGCGUCCUGGUGUUCCUGCUGGGCAGCGACGUCCUGGGCAGCGCCCGCGGCCGCCCGCCCGAGGAGCCCGGCCCCGACUGCGGCCCGGCGCUGGUGCUCAAGUGGCAGGUGCUGGGGGACGCCCUGGGCUGCUGCCAGCGCCUGGUGACGCUGCUGGGCCACUGCGAGGUGCUGUGCAGGGCCAGGGCCUUCUGCAGCGAGGGACUGACCAUGGCCGGACACCUGCAGGCCGCCCGCUGGUGCACGGGGUUCCUGGUGCUGCAGUCCCAGCUGGAGCUGCAGCAGGGGGAGCUGGAGCUGAGCCAGUCCCACCUCCAGCACGCCCAGUUCCUGCUCCAGCCACAGACUGAACCCAAACUUUUCCGGGAGCCUCAGCGCCGGGCCAAGAUCCAGCUCCGGAAGGGCCACGUGGAGAAGAAGAAACCCCAGGAUCCCAUUCCUGACCCCAUUCCCGGCGGGGAGGAGGACGAGGAGUUCCUGAAGGGUCCCUCCCUGGACGUCCUGGCUCUGGCCGCGCUCCCGGAGCAGCCGGACGCUCUCACGGCCUCGCCGGAGCUGAAGGGAAGAAAAGUCUGGAAAAGUCUGGAAUUCCUGUGCCAUCCCUCGGGGUGUCCCUGCUCCUUCUGCUCCGACCCCGCCCUGGUGGCCCUGGGGCUGCGCUGGCUGCUGGCCCAGGCCCGGGCGUGGCUGGUGGCCGGGGAGGUGGCCCCGGGGCUGGCGCUGGUGCGGCAGGCGCUGCCCCGCUGUGCCAGCGCCGGCGCCCGCCUGGCACGGGAGGCGUGGGGCAGGGUCCCUGCGGUGGGGCUGGGGAAUGGGGACACCGGCAGGGACAGGGGAAUUCCUGGGAAUGGGGACACCGGCAGGGACAGUCCUGGGAAUGGGGACACCAGGAGGGACAGGGGAAUUCCUGGGAAUGGGGACACUGGGAGGGACAUUCCUGGGAAUAGGGACGCCUUUAGGGAUAGGGGAAUUCCUGGGAAUGGGGACACUGGGAAGGACAUUCCUGGGAAUGGGGACGCCUUUAGGGAUAGGGGAAUUCCUGGGAAUGGGGACACCGGCAGGGACAGUCCUGGGCAUGGGGACACUGGGAACGACAUUCCUGGGAAUGGGGACACCUUUAGGUACAGGGGAAUUCCUGGGAAUGGGGACACCUUUAGACCCUUCUGGGAAUGGGGACACCGGCAGGGACAGUCCUGGAAUGGGGACACCUUUAGGGACAGGGGAAUUUCUGGGAAUGGGGACAGGAAUCUGCCAGACCCCGCUGGGAAUGGGGACAUUCCUGGGGAUGGGGACAUUCCUGGGAAUGGGGACAUUCCUGGGGACAGGGACCUUCCUGGCAAUGGGGAUGCCCUUGGGGACAGGGACACCCCCAGGGACGGGGACACUCCUGGGGACAGGGACCUGCAGCACCCCUCUGGGAUCAGGGACCUUCAGGGCCACCCUGGCAAUGGGGACACCUCUGGGGACAGGGACCCAUCCCCCCUGGGCCCGCUGGCCGAGCUGGUGGCCACUGGCUACUCCACGCUGGCCCUGCAGAGCCUGGCCAGUCCAUCCCAGUGCCACCCCACUUGGGACGAGGAGCUGGAGCAGGGACUGACCCUCUUGGGGUCCCAAAGUCCCCCCGUGGCCGGCCUGGGGGUGGCCGUGGCCACUCUGCUGCUGGCCAAAGCCGUGGCCACCCUCGGCCACGUGGCCACCGCCCUCGGCCGCUCCAUGGACGACAUCCUAGCCCAGGCCUGGACCCCCCGUCCCCCACCCACCCCGAACCCCCCAAAACCCCAAAAAACCCCCAAAGCUCCCCCCAAAACCAGACCCCAAAAAGCCAAAGCCCCCAAAGCCAAGGCGGGGAAGACCCCAAAAGUGAAGCCCCCCAAAUUUGGGGACGUUUUCACCCUGGGGGACUCAGACCCCGAGGUCCCCCCCAUUGUCCUGCGGCCGGGGGGGCCCUGCACCCCCCACCCCAAAUCGGGGGUGCCCCCAAAAGCGCGGCUGGGGGGGCCCAGGACCCCCUUCACCAUCUUCAGCGAGGAGCCCUCCCCCCCUGGGGGCAACUCCCGGCUCCACAGGGCCCCCAAAAUCCCAGGAAGGGUCAAGUCCCGGAUCAGGGUGACAUUCAGUGACAGCGACCCCGAGCCCCCAAAUCCCCCCAGAUCCCCCCAAAACCACCCGGAAAAAAAUUCCUGUGCCCAGAGGAGGGUUCAGCCCCAAAAAUCCCCUGGGAAUUCUCCAGGAAUUGGGGCUCAGCCCCGGCGGGGGGCGGCCCCGGAAGGAGCUGAGGACCCCAAAAAGAGGGAAAAAAAGGGGGAUCAACCACGUGGAAAAUCUGGAAAAGAAGGAAAAUGGCAAUCCCAAAUGGCUCUGGAAAAGAGGGAAAGAAGGGGAAACCCCAAAAUGGAAAAUGUGGGAAAAAACGGGAAACCCCAAAAUGGAAAAUGUGGAAAAAAGGAGAAAUCCCAAAAUGGAAAAGGUGGAAAAGAAGGAAAAACCCCAAAAAUCUCUGGAAAAGAAGGAAAACAGGGGUCCCCGUGGGGCUGGAGGUCCCCGGGAAAGAAGGAGAGGGGGAAGCCCCAGAGUGGAAUUUUGGAGGAAAAGAGGAACUGGGAAUUCUCUGGGAUUGAGGAGCGGGACCCCCUGAGGGCCGUGGAGGAGGAAGAGGAGGAAGAGGAGGAGAGUGAGCUUUGAGCUCUGCCGCUGCCCCCAGCUGGGGCCAGCGAGGAAAUCCCAGGAACUGGGGGACAAGGGGGAUCCCCCAAUCCAGAGGGAUCCCACCCCUCUGCCCAGCCCGGUGACCCCUCACUGGACACUGUCCGGUCCCUCCUGGCCGAGGCCCUGGCGUGGGUCGGUCACUUCCCGCCGGGCUCUCUCUAUGGCCAGCUGUGCCAGCUGCUGGCCAUGGCCCUGGGGGACAGGGACCCGCUGGCCACCGCGGGGCUGCUGGCAGAGUCCCUGAGCGUCACCAUGCGCCACCAGCUGCUGGCCAUCGUCCACGCCAGGGCACGGAAGAAGAGGAAAGCAGCAGCCGGAGGGGACAUCUCGGAUCAGCUCCGGGGCCUCUCCCUGGAUUCCCGGAAUUCCCAGGAUUCCCAGGAUUCCCAGGAUUCCCAGUCCCACCUGGCCGAGCUCGAGGAGCUUUUCCAGUUCAGCUCCACGGGUUUGGGGCCGGCGGAGCGGGAACGGUUCCGGGAGCAGCUCCAGAAGAUUCCCAGCGGUGUCACCGUGUGCCAGCUGUCCCUGGCCAGUGCCACGCCCGGGGCCCUCGGGGACACGCUGCUGCUGACGCGGCUGGAGCGCGGCGCGGAGCCCCUCAGCGUGCGCGUCGCCACCGGGCGCUGCCAGGUCAGCCCCCUGAGCGAGGUUCUGCGGGAAUUCGAGCGGAUCCAGCGGGAGCAGCGCGAGGCCAACGCCUGCACGGAGCGCCAGGAGUGGUGGGAGCGGCGAUCCCGCCUGGACCUGCGCAUGCAGAGCCUGAUCCAGAGCCUGGACUCAGAGGUUUUGGGGUGCUGGCGGGUGCUGCUGCCCCGGGAUCCCGGGAAUUCCGUCCUGGAGGAGCAGGAAUUGGCCCGGCUGCUCCAGGAGCUCCGGGAAUGCGGCUGGGAGCGCCCCGAGCCCGCCCUGCUCCGGGCGCUGCUGGCGGUGCUGUGUCCGGCCGAUGUCCGGCCGCUGGCCGCAGCCCUGUGUCCAUCCCGGCCGCUGCGGGCGCGGCUGCUGCUGGACGAGGCCCUGGAGCGGCGCCGGGAGGGCCCCGGGGGCAGCGCGGGGUCCCUGGUGCUGCUGCUGGACAGGCACCUGCAGCGCCUGCCCUGGGAGAGCUCCGGGACGCUCCGGAACGUUCCGGUGACGCGGCUGCCGGGGCUGCGCUUCCUGCUGCGCUACGGGCUGCCAUGGCAGCACUCGGGCUCGGUGCUGAGCCGGGGCGUGAACCCCAAAAACGCCUUCUACGUCCUGAACCCCCAGCGCGACCUGGGCGGCACCGAGGAGAGGUUCCGGGGCUGGUUCGAGAGCCAGCCCGGCUGGCGCGGGGUGUCGGGGGCGGCGCCGAGCCCGCAGCAGCUGCAGGAGGAGCUGGGGGAGCGCGACCUCUACAUCUACGCCGGGCACGGGGCGGGGGCGCGGCUGCUGGACGGGCACAGCCUGGCACGGCUGCCCUGCCGGGCCGUGGCGCUGCUCUUCGGCUGCUCCAGCGCCGCGCUCGCCCCGCGGGGGCCCCUCGAGCCCUCGGGCACCGUCCUGAAGUUCGUCCUGGCCGGGUGCCCGCUGGUGCUGGGGACGCUCUGGGACGUCACGGACCGGGACCUGGACCGGCUGGCGCGGGCGCUGCUGCAGGGCUGGCUGGGGGGGGGCCCCGGGACCCCCCUGCUGGCCCAGCUGGCGCAGGCCCGCGCAGCCCCCAGACUCAAAUGGCUGAUCGGGGCCGCGCCCGUGGCCUACGGGCUCCCGGUCAGCCUCGGCUGAGGGCUGGGGGGGCCUUCAGUGCUUUUGGGGUUCCCCCAUUGCCUGGAGUGAGGGUUUGGGGUCCCUUUGGCAUCUUUGGGGUCCCUUUGGCAUCUUU